This is a messenger RNA of Phyllopteryx taeniolatus (common seadragon), 3468 nucleotides long. RefSeq names its product RNA-binding protein 4.1-like. NCBI's taxonomy places the organism in Eukaryota, Metazoa, Chordata, Actinopteri, Syngnathiformes, Syngnathidae. Gene Ontology annotation, cellular component: nuclear speck. The record is from RefSeq and is a predicted model, not a curated record. Gene Ontology annotation, biological process: mRNA splicing, via spliceosome. Bases 1430 to 2554 code for a protein of 374 amino acids. Gene Ontology annotation, molecular function: mRNA binding; zinc ion binding. The transcript is spliced from 4 exons.
CCCGGGGUGGAUAUUGAACAGUUUCCCGUUGUUACCCGUGCUCGUCCAUUUUUUUUUAGUCGGCAAAAUGUUGCCUCUCUGAGGUGCCCGGCGACUUAGCCAAACGUUCGGACGCUAACUCUUGCCGUGCAUCAUAAUGUAGCUUGAAAAGGCUAAGCGGUCGCUCACGUCCCGUUAAUAAAUAGAAUGUCGCUUUGGAGGCGCUAUCUUCGAGGAUUGAGUGUAAUUUCGAAACAAGCAACCCACGGGCUUGUUAGCAUAGCUUAGCAAUGCGUAGCUGCCGCGAGACGUUGUUUGGACCUGAAUGUCAUGGUCUCGAAACCAACUUUGCGGCUUUUUUGAUGAUUAACUAUAGUUUUUUUUUUGUAUUUAUUUAUUUUUUUAAACCUCUUUGGAUUAGAGGAGUAGGGCUGCACGGUGAAAGUGAUUAGCACGUCUGCCUCACAGGUUGGGACUUAGAAUGUAGGCGGCGGCCUUCGUGUGUGGAGAGUGCAUGCCUUGGUUUCCCCCUAACAUUUAAAAAGAAAACCAUGUUAGCUUCGUUUAAUAUUAGAAAUUGCCCAGAGGUGUGAAUGCGAAUGGUUAUGUGCCCCUGGGAUUUGCUGGCGAACAGUGCAGGCAAAUGACAAUCAUCAAAAGUUGUGCCAUUUAGAGCCACCCUCCUCCCAAAAAAAAAAAGGCUCAGUAGCGCCCCCUAAAAAAAUAGACGUAACUCCGACUGGCCGCUUUACGUAGCUCUACGAAAAUUGCGGGGCAGAUGUAACAGCAUAAGACUUAUUGAAGUCUCUUGGAGCAUCCAUUUUUAAUUUACUUUCAAAUUUGAGCACCUUUUCAGUCUUUUAUAGAGGUAAUUUUUAAACGACAUGCGAGAGACUUACUCUGAUCAACUUUUAAACUUGGAUGUGGUAUGCAAAGUCAUCCAAAACUUUUUCGUCUAAUGCUGUUGCUGUGGUAGCACGGCAAACCGAUGUCCCGCUGUGACGACGGGUGUUUAACUGGUAGUUCAGCGCAGAUGCUCAUAUCUUUUCAAAAUGUCACACAUUUGAUGAGAGUCCAGGCCUUAAGACUUUUACAAAUUAUUUCGUUGUCAUCACGGCACACACAUCAAAACUUAUUAGGGCCCGAGCAGGUAGACUUGCGAGGUCCCUGUUGUUUUUGUAGAAAUUAUUUUUAUUGUUACUAUUAUUAUUAUUUUAGUCAUGACCAUCAAAGCCCUUUUUGAAGAACUCAAUGUGCACGAAAACUCUCGAAAUUUGGCACGCACAUCGGGCCUGGUGAAAAAUUUUAUAAUUUCACAUUUUCGGGCGCGAUUCCCUAAAAAUGGCUCGACAGCGCCACCGAGAACGAUGCCAAAAGUACGUCAAAGGCGAACUCUGUGAUCCGUAUGACCUACGGCUCUGAAUAUUGGAUCAACUGAGCGUCUGCAGUCAUGGUGAAAAUCUUUAUCGGCAAUCUUGCCUGUAACACCAGCGUAGACGAGCUGCGGGGCCUCUUCGAGAAGUACGGCAAGGUCACAGAGUGCGACAUAGUCAAGAACUUUGGCUUUGUGCACAUGAGCAUCCUUUCCGAGGCCGAGGAGGCCAUCCGGAACCUCAACCAGCACCAGCUGAACGGCUGGCGCAUGAACGUGGAACUGAGCAAGGGCAGGCCCAAGUCCAGCACCAAGCUGCACGUGGGCAACCUCGGCGAAGGGGUCACCGCGGACAUUUUGCGGGCUAAGUUCGAAGAGUUUGGCUCGGUAGUGGAAUGUGACGUAGUGAAGGACUAUGCCUUCGUUCACAUGGAGAGAAUGGAGGAUGCCAUGGAUGCCAUUAAUAAGAUGGACAACACUGCCUUCAAAGGCAAACUGAUGAGCGUACAACUGUCCACCAGUCGGCUGCGCACGGCCCCGGGAAUGGGAGAUCAUACCGGCUGCUUUGUCUGCGGGAAACACGGUCACUGGUCGAAAGACUGUCCAGUCGAUCGGAACAAUAGCCACGGUGACGACAUGAGAGGUUUCGGCGGCCGGGGCCCCCCACACGGUCCCCCAGGUUUUGGCAGGGGUGGCUACGGAAUGGCCAGCGCGCCCUCUAAUUACAUGGCUGGCUCUGCGUUUAAUCGGCCUAGUUAUGGCGGCGGGAUGCCGCCCCCUCCUCGGAGGCCUGGCCCCGAGGUGGGGGAUAGGUACGGUGAGAGGUCUGGAGUUUUCGAACGAGACCGUGUGCAAAGCAGUGUCGACUUCUAUGAGAAGUACAGAGCUCGCCCUUACGGCUCGAGCUAUUUCGAGGAGCGCCGCAUGUCCUAUCUCCCCCCUCCCCCUCCUCCCCCACCCCCUUCUUCCCUCUCAAAGUUCUCGGGUGUGGACCCGUACGAGCGGCGUCCUCCGCCGCCGCCCGCGCCGGCCCCCCCCUCCGCCGCCGCCGCCGCUUACUAUGCGAGAGAGCACAACCCAAUCAACCGGGUACCCGUCGCCCCGGCCGGCUACGCCUAUGAGCGAAAGCGGCUGUCGCCGGUGUCCGCCACCAGGGGCUCCUUCAUGCCGCCGCGGCACAUGCCACGAUACGCGCCGUACUAAAGCCCACGGUCUUGGACUUUUUCUGCGACCGUCGUUUCAUCAAGCUUCCCGACUCACGUCAGACUGCGUGGUGCCACGAUUCACUUUUUUAAUUAUUUUUUUAUUUUUAUUUGUUUCCUUCAGAAUUUUGCAUAGUCAGCUCAGUUUCAUAUACACAUUUGAUGUUCCAGUUUGAUUUCUUAAUAAUCGAUACAUCGCUGGCUAGUUUCGCAAGAUUUUCAGCUCACUUUUUAGACUUUACUUUUUUUUGGAGGGGGGGCACAAAUCCAUGUGAAAUUCUUUAACGCAUAACGUCAUUCAAAAAGUGCAUUGGCCUGUCUGAGACAUUUGUAUGGGAGUGUGGCGGAAGAUCCAAAACUUAUUUCAGUGCUGUCACAAAGUUCCUGUUUGUUUACUAAAAGUCAUCGCAGACACGUUCCCAUCUGCUCGUGCGUCCUUAAGCAUUAAUGGAUCAGAAUGCCAGUUGACAUGAUCCCACUCAAUGUAAGUUCCUCAAAUAGAAGUGAAGACAAAUAAUAGUUUAAAAAAAAAAAAAAAACAUUCCAACCUGCCGUUUGACUUCAAUGUGUGUCCGAAAGUAACAUUUUUAUAUCCCCCCCUUUUUUUUUCUUUUUUUUUACCCCCGUUCUAAAGUGAGAGUUCUUUGAAAUAAAGUGUCAUUUAUUGACAGCAAGGCAUGUAAUGUGUUAUUCACCUGGAUCUUUCUGAUUUCAUAACUUCUGUCUGUUGAAUGCUGUCUUUGCAAGAAUCCCAAGGGUGAAUGACUCAGGGCUUGGACUUGAUGUCAAGAGGCACCAUGUGCUUUGAUGUUCCUUUUUUUUUUUUUUCAUAGGUGGAGUUGAAUAUUGUAUUUUUCAUACUAGCUGUAAUAGAACCAGCAUACAUAGUUUUUUUAAAUAAAAGAAAACAAGUUA